AUGAGCGACAGCAAUAGCGAACUUUCAUCGGGCCUCAGCAAUCACAAACGAUCCCAUUCAUUCAACAACCAUCAAAGCUACACUCAGCACUCACAACAAUCACACAAAAAUAAACAAAAGAAUCAAUCGGCGCGUUGGCUUUUAAACUCAUGUGACUCGCUUGAUCAAUCGCCCGCAAAGUCUACCAAAACUCCGAUCGGAAAGAAAUUCUCGUCCGUCGAUUUCAUCGAUACGACCGAUUCAUCUUUUAGUAAUAAAGGGUGGAGUAUAACUUGCUUGCGUCCGGCGCCACCCCUUCGUCCCCAAUCCUUCACAGUGGGCUCGGAUGAGAACAUCGGCCCCACUCACCCUUACGCGCCUCACCAACGAAAAUCAAACUCGUACGAAGAAGACGCCCUCAUACUGAAAGUUAUCGAAGCCUAUUGCACUUCGGCCCGCUGUAGAAACGCCGUGAGCUCCGUACCCAAUAUUCCACUGGAGAUAUUCGAGUCGACAAGGAGGAGACACGCAAAGACAAGGAAUCGUAUUAUCAUGGACUGCGGCCACUAUACUCUCGGUAAAGUACAAUAUCACGCACCCUCCACUAACAUACCUCACUUUAACUACACUAAAAUCGGUCAAAGAAGCGGAACACCGGAUCUGUCGCGCAAGACUACUACGAACAAAGUGAAACGAAACAAAAGUUCUUCGGCAGCGGACGCUUACUUGUACUGCCACGAAAGUAGAAAACUACUUUCAGAACGAAAGUUUCAGCUGAAUCGUUCGAAUCCGAAUUUGUGGGACUGUUCGGAGCGACGGAGGGUUAAUAUCCUGAGUGGGAACGAGAGGCGUAGCGGCUCACAGCCCAGUCUAGUGACGCCCCUGCGCGCCGUCGUGACACCGGCUCCCGCGCCCGUUCCUCGCUCCGCACGCUCCUCCACUUGGUGCUGUGGCACUUUCGUCAAACAACUCACUAAAUCACACCACUUUGAC
Molecule: messenger RNA, 972 nt
Organism: Brenthis ino (lesser marbled fritillary)
Lineage: Eukaryota; Metazoa; Arthropoda; Insecta; Lepidoptera; Nymphalidae
Source: the annotation of a GenBank genome assembly